Molecule: messenger RNA, 3846 nt
Organism: Pocillopora meandrina
Lineage: Eukaryota; Metazoa; Cnidaria; Anthozoa; Scleractinia; Pocilloporidae
Source: the annotation of a GenBank genome assembly
CUCAGCCAUUAGUUUGCGAAAUUUAUCUGCUGAACUUUACUCUCGCAAAUUGUAAAAAUGGCUGGUCUUGCACGUCCAGUAUACAUCGUAGCGGCUAAGAGAACCGCGUUUGGCACAUUUGGAGGAAAACUAAAGGGUAUAACGGCUACUGUGCUGGGACAACAUGCCGCUGUUGCUGCGAUGGAAGCAGGAAAAGUUGAUCCAGCGAUUGUGGACUCAUCCGUGUUUGGUAACGUUAUCCAGGUAACAUUUGAACUUGGUAGCAGAUAUUUUAUUUUUAAAAAAAGUACAAUUAGGCCACGCAUCAGAAAGUAAUUUUGGAGAUUAAAAGUUGUAGUAGAAGUGAUCCGAUAGAUUAAGUUUAUUUAUCUUUUCAGUUGUCUACUCUUCUGACCUUUUAUUACAUGUCAUGAUGGACUUUGUACUCUAUCUGUACAAGGACACUUGCGACGUGUAAUUCCUGAUAAUAAUUUCACUUUAUUAAAUUUAUGUCAAGAUUCAGAAAUGACUAUGAGCUGAUGAAUGCAGUAAUAUCCCUUGAAUUAUUUUCAUAAGAACAGAUAGACUGCGAUCGGCUGUUAGUUUGUCGGCAGUUUUCCUAUCGCGUGACAGGUCUGUUAAGUCUCCUAGUUGUAGUUGAAGCGAGUGAAGAGGAGUUACGCCACGAAUUGAUUCUGUUCAGAUCUCUUUAAAAUUAACUAAAUAUAAUUAUUUUUAAUGAACACUUCUUACUACAUACACACAACAUGCAGUCUGACAACCAGUGCUCAAAAUGUUACUGAAAUAAGAUUUAUUACAGUUUAUUACUAUAAAAUAAUUAUUUUGGCAUGUACCAGUGCUUAGAAAAAAAUAGAUUCAGAUAUUUUGAGUUUCUCUCUGGGUUAAUGCUGAUAUUGCAUUUGUCAGGUCAACUUCUCAUGCUAUCAUAUAUUGAUUGAAUGCUCUCAACCAACCAGAUAGUAGUAAGUCAUAGUAAGUCAUAGUAAGUCUUAAGGUUAACAGCCCACAAUGGUUAACCUUUUAAUGCCCAUUCACAGAGUGCAUCAGAUGCAGCCUAUAUCUCAAGACAUAUUGCCCUGAAGGCCAAUGUCCCUGUUACGACUCCAGCUUUGACUUUGAACAGACUCUGUGGUUCAGGUUUCCAGGCAGUUGUCACAGCAGCACAGGAGAUUCAGUUGGGUGAAAGUGACAUUGUUUUGUGUGGAGGCUCAGAGAACAUGAGUCAAGCACCGUAUGCCCUUAGAGAUGCUAGAUUUGGAACAAAAUUAGGUCUUGACUUAAAGGUGAGCUUUCCUCUCGAUACUUUUUUCAUCAUUCAGAUCUUCAAAGCUGAAUGGUGUCCUUGUCAAAAAUGCAUAUUCAGAUGGUGGUGUUCAUCUGUUCAUCUGUUCAUUAACAACUUUGCAAUUUGUACUGUUUUUUUUAAUGUGAUUACCAUACUAAAACUAAUUAAUUAAGGUUAAAAAAUAAUUUCAUUAAAGCCUAAUUUAUUCUUUCAUUGCAUUCUGUAGCUUGAGGACACUUUGUGGCAAGGUUUGACUGAUUUUCAUGCUAAAAUGCCUAUGGGUGUCACUGGAGAAAAUCUUGCAGAAAAAUACAAUAUCACAAGGCAAGACUGUGACGAGUUUGCUCUGCUAUCUCAAAAAAGAUGGGCUGAAGGUAAAUAAAACUAUGAGGCUGAAACUCAUCAACAAGCUGUGCCGAGCUCUCAGUCAUGGCCUGGACAGGAAAAUGCAAAGUGUUGGAGAGCAAACUUAUUAGAGAGUAUCUCAGAUUUUCUUUUUCCCAGCUUGGGUUCCUUUUCCACUCACAAUUUUUGACAAACUGAUAACUUGGAACAGUCAUUAAGAGCUUCCAGAUACAAAUACCCUUGAACUCCCAAGAUCCAACUGUUCAUUCUCUCCUUCAGCUGCUACACAUUUCCUUGUAAAUAAGUUACAAGAAUUUGUUGUUAGAUCAAGAUAACAACUUCUAGCCAAUAAGUCUGAGUAUUUUUACACCCCAUUUGCUGGAUAUUGUAUGAAUAUUAUGGGGAGAAGUUACAUGUUAAUCACUUCUGGGUGUUAAAGGGUGAGAAGCAAAGUCACUGCUUUUCUUUACUUGAUUUUGUAGUUGUAUUGUAAUUUUUCUGUUUGGUUAAUAUUCAUAAUUUUAGUUUCGGUCAUUUUCAGCUCAUGCAGAUGGCCGAUUUGUUGAAGAAAUUGUUCCUGUGACUGUGAAAGGCAGGAAGGGACCAGAGGAAUUUAAGGUUGAUGAACAUCCUAAGCCAGACAGCACUAUAGAGCAGCUGGCAAAGUUAGCACCAGUGUUUAAAAAAGAUGGAACAAUUACUGCUGCCAAUGCUUCUGUGAGUUACUUUCACUGUACUUUUGUGUUUGUAUGUAUAUAGAAACUGUUUACAAGCAGUUGUUGAUAGGAUAAAUUUUCAUCUGUUUGUGUUGUUAGGGCAUAUGUGAUGGGGCUGCAGCACUCAUUUUAGUCAGUGAGAAAGCCCUGAAGGAACAUAACUUCACUCCUCUCGCAAGAAUUGCUUCAUAUUCUGUGGCUGGUGUAGAGCCAUCAAUCAUGGGAAUAGGUCCUGUCCCAGCAAUUAAAGCAGCUCUAAAUAAAGCUGGAAAGAGUCUGCAAGACAUGGCACUGGUUGAGGUAUGUAACACAUUCAUACAGAAAAUUAACACUAAUUUUUAAGGUACAGAAAAAGUAUAGAUAACUCUGAUAAAGGCUUAAAAAAACCCGAAAUCUUUUCUUAGCUACAAAGAUUGUUUGAUUGCUUGUUGGGAUCUUAAACCCUUACACCUCUUAGAGUGAUAAAUAUUUAAUUUCUCCAUCCAAUAUCAUGUCUGGAUUACACACUCAAGUCAUGCAAAUUAAGAAAAUGAUCACAACGUUAAGAAACUCUUAAUUGUUAGACAUAUUCUCUUUGUCAGUAUUAUAGGAAACAUCAGCUUUAGAAACUCUUUAUGGUGGCUUAUUUAAAUCAUCAACUCAAAUAAUAAAACCAAAUGAAUUCUCUUGCAUAAUCCACAACCCACUUGAACAAGUUGAAAACAAUAUUAUGAACUUAAACACAAUCUCUUCCAAUCUUAUCUUCACAGGUGAAUGAAGCAUUUGCUCCUCAGUUUCUUGCAGUUCAAAGGGAACUUGAACUGGACAUGAACAAGACAAAUGUGAAUGGUGGAGCAAUUGCUUUAGGGCACCCAGUAGGCACCUCAGGAGCAAGAAUCACAGGGCACUUAGUGCAUGAGCUGCGUCGAAUUGGUGCUAAGUAUGCUGUUGGUUCUGCAUGUAUAGGAGGUGGUCAGGGUAUAGCUGUUGUUCUUGAAAAUGUUCAGUGAGUUGAAUCUUUGCAGUUGAACUGGAAAAGAGAAUUUCAGCAACAUUUUUGCGGAAUUCUUGUGAAGAAAAAUAUUUUUGCUUGGAAAGAGUGUAUGAAUGUGGAGGUUACCAAAGACCUUUGUACGAGAUAAGCUUAAAAACACUAUGGCAAGUUGUUUGUCUAUUAGUUUCAAAAGUGCUGGUGAGACAUUUGGCUUGCUUGCAGGCUUUUUCAGGUAGUAUCUAAUUUAUUGCUUGGACAAAACACCUCAACACUCAUCCCAGUUUUGAGGCUUGUAUCCAGAAUCAUUUCUUUAGCAUAUAUUAAAAUAGAUUUUAACUUAAACCUGCCUUAAUUUCACUCACAAACUGUGGUUAUUCAAUUUUACCUUUGUUGACUUUGAGCUGUUGAUGAAAAAAUCAGUGAAAACUGUAAAAAGAAGGUCUUAAUUUAAGGUUAUUUUAAUUACUGUUUAUGACUCUUCACAGAAUAAAGAAGACAAACUUUGUUUUUACCACUUUCAAAUGAAA